This is a messenger RNA of Colletotrichum phormii, 3267 nucleotides long. RefSeq lists its product as uncharacterized. The record is from RefSeq and is a predicted model, not a curated record. NCBI's taxonomy places the organism in Eukaryota, Fungi, Ascomycota, Sordariomycetes, Glomerellales, Glomerellaceae. Gene Ontology annotation, molecular function: oxidoreductase activity; metal ion binding; heme binding. The coding region runs from base 1 to 3267 and encodes 1088 amino acids. The transcript is spliced from 3 exons.
AUGCAGUGUUCCUUCAAGGAAAAACCACAACAAGAUGUAAUCAAGCACAAAAAUUCUUCAAUCUUUCUUAAUGUGCCCCAAACAUUCUCAGCUGGAGGCAUCAUCACGCCGCCGGAAACCCCGGCCCAGAAACAACAACACGCCACAAGCGAAUCUUACGCAACACUAAUCGAUUGCCCCAUCUCCAAGGCCAGCUUUCUGCUCGCCCAGGCAUCCCUGGCAACGGCGCUGGCCGGACGCACGUCAUCAACAACAGAAUUCAAGUUCCGGGACCGAGAGGCCUUCGGAGCGGAAACGGGGACGGAGACACGAACACUCCGUUUCGGCACGGGCCUCGAUGGGUGCUUCACCACCUCCAGGGGCUUCCUUGGAUGUCAAGCAACGCCUCCGAGCAACGUCAUCACCCGUAGUAUUAGUAAUUCUCCAAGAAGCUUGAACCAAAUCCAACGCUUGCCAGAGUCCCUGAAAGCGUGGGAGGUGGUUCACGGAAAUUUGCCCCGUCUACUCCGCGCACGACGAGUGCGUCAUGCCGUUGACGCCCUGCGCGAGAAGGCGGCUGUAGGUGGUAGAAAUGCGUGGGAUGACUUGGAACAGCGUCAUCUGGCGCGAGCUGCGCUCGUGUUGAGCGGGCUGGCUCACGCUUACAUGUUUGGCGAGGAGCAAGACAAGGGAAAAGAGAACGAGGGACAAUCUCAGGUGCCGCGUCACGUUCUUGAUCCGUGGGAGAGAGUGCCCGCCGACGAUGUCCUCAACAAUGCUGUGGGAAAUGCCGCAUUCAACCUCAGCAGCGCCUACUUUGGCCUCCCAGAGGAACGCCUCUCCUCAGGACUCCAAGGCACAAUGGAGGGCAUCUUCGCACCAGCUCUCUCCGCCAUGGCCCUCGCACAGAGCGGCGUGCUGGCAGAUGAGCCAGAUCAAGUCACGCACUGCCUCGAGAGCCUGGCGGCCAACAUUGUCAAGUGCGCCAACGUCUUCGAGUCCAUGACUCUGCGCGACGCGGCCACCUUUGACCCCGUCGUCUGGAUCAAGACCUACCCAGCCAUGGGCCGCGCCGUCACGCCCGGCGAACUGGGUAACAGCGGCGCCGACACGCCGCUUUUUCACGCGCUCGACGUCUUUAUCGGCCGCCAAGACGUCAAGGGUGACUUGACAGGGAUGCAGAACGACCGCAAAGCCACGCUACCGGCCAACAUACGCGCCUUUCUGGAUGCCCUCGGCGACGGUGCGGGGAGCGUGAGAGACUACGUCGCGGCGUGCACCGCCCGUGCUACGCACCGUCUUUCCUCGGAAGAGCAGUCGCAGUACCGCCAUCUCGAGGCGGCGUGGGACGGGCUUCUGCAGAUGUACGUUUGGUUUCUCGAGAGACACCGCGUCAAGGCCAUUGGCGUCACGGGCGUGUCGCUGAAUACGGGGCGGCACUCGACGAGCAGUGGCGUCAAGAGCGGCGACCAGUGCAAACAUGCUGGCUCAUCAAUGGCAUCAGGAAAAGGAAAAGGGAAGCCAAAGAUGCGGCCCGAGGCUAUGCUAAGCAUGCAGAUGAAGGCGGGCAUGGCGUCGCGGCUGGGUGGCCGACCUCUGUGGCAGGAUGCGCGUAUCCAGUCGCAGACUGUGUACGAGGGUAGCACAGUGGUUGAAGUGAGAUUGGAUGCCAAGUUGCCUCUCGAGGCGGGCGAUCGAGUGCAGGUCUGGCCGUCAAGGAAGAGGAGAAACGCCAGCAGUUCGCACCAGCGACGGGUACGGGCUUCCACCCCUCCUGAAGACCAUGAUGUGUCGUCAGAUGAGGACGGCGACGAUGGAGAUGAUGAGGCCGAGCCGAGAUUCUACUCAAUCGCGCGUGUCACGCCAGACUCGGGAGGCGGCAUAACCAUCACUCUGACAGUCAGUCAACACUCGCCCCAGGGCCUCGUCUCCUCAUUUUUGAGCAACGCGGCCCAAGGCACACAUCUACGUCUUCGCCCAUGGCCCAGUCUACGUUUCCGCCAACCUCGCGACCUUUCCGUACCUUUGGUCCUAGUCGGCCAGGGCAGCGGCAUCGGCCCCUUGGUAGGCUUCCUGCACGACCGGGCGGUAUGGGCACAGCAGCGCCAGAUUGCGUACCGGGACUCCGUCCAUCGUCUUGUGAAAGAGGAGGGCGGUCAUCUCUUUGUCUGCGGCAGCUCUGACUUUGGGGCCACGGUAACAAGUGGUCUUGAACUGGGUCAACCGCAGCAAGAAGAGCAACAAGCACAGGGACACGAUGAGAACAACUACACACAGAUCCCGUCGCCACCCGCGCACUGGGAAAGACUCCAUCAAGAUCUCUUCACAGCCGUCAAAGGACCUUCCAAACCGCGAGCGCCGUCUUCUUCCGGCCCCUCGUCCACCUUGCCCAUCGUCACUCCCUCCGAGCUCGCAGCCCACAACUCAAUCACCUCAAGCUGGGCCGCCAUCGACGGAACAGUAUACGACCUGACGCCGUUCCUAACUAUCCACCCAGGCGGACCAAAGACACUCCUCGAGUCAGCAGGCACCAUCGCUGAUGUGCGCUUCGCCGAGACGCACGGCGGGCCACACGCCCAGGAAAUCAGAGGCUAUCUGCAGCAGUACGCCAUUGGGCGUCUGCCUCCACCCAGGUGUCCUAGAGACCUCAGUACGCUUCAGAUAACGACAUCAAAGCUCACCGAUGCCUUGGUGACGAUGCAAAACGCCCUCACCAAUAACACCGCCUUUGACGCGAAACGCGGGCCUGUGCCCGUGUACGUGUACGAGGAUGCCUUGCUUGUAUUCGCCGACGGCCUGGAUGGCGUGAUGGCCAUCCUGUCGGACGUCGCUCCAGACGACGAGUACGGAAACGCCUUAGAGCUAAAGGAAACCGUAGCAAACACACAAACGCUGCUAAAAAAGGCCUUGUCCGAUCUGAAAGACGGUUGUAAGCGUUACAUGCAAGCCGCGGGCUCCAACGGCUCUGAUGCCUUGCUCGAUGAGAGCGAGGGGUUGAUUCAGAAGCUGCAUAAUGAGCCUAUCAACAAGAUCCACGCGGCUAUCAAUGCUUGCAAGAAGGGUCUCGGCGAGAUUGAGUCUUUGGGUCUUGCAGAGGCGGAUGGUAGUGACGAGAUUUGUGGUGUCUUGGAGGAAUUUUCGCUUACUCUCGCUACUCUUGCCAAGAAUUUGCUUCUUGUCAUGGCUCUGGCUGAGGAAAGUGACAACGCGGAGCUUGAGCAACGGGCUACCUGUCGAGAGGAGAAUAUUUGCGCAACGCAUUCUGCGAUGCCGAGUGUUGAUCUUUGA